GCCUUAACGGGGCGAUGUUGAUAAAGCCAAGUGGCGGGUGGCCAGAAGCCAGCUCUGAAGUUUGAUCCGCCAGGAAGCGUUGGGAAAUGUACUUGGCCUCCUUCAGACCAUUUGCUAACAAAAGCGGUUCGUUUUGUUGGGUGACUGUGGCCUCAGGAGCCCUCCUGUUCCUUGGGCGACAUGUUCCCCCAUGGAAGAGUUUUACAAAGAACAUUUUCGCUAUACAAAGCGCAGUCGGGAGAGGAUAUGGAGGAUUUGUUCCAGUUGGUGAGGAACAUUGUACCAGCCCCAACUCUGAAGAAACACAAAGGGCAAGAUGGGCGAAUAGGCAUCGUUGGGGGCUGUCAAGAGUACACGGGAGCCCCGUAUUUUGCAGCGAUCUCAGCUCUCAAGGCCGGCGCAGACCUGUCCCACGUGUUCUGUGCCAGGGAGGCCGCGCCUGUGAUCAAGUCCUACAGCCCGGAGCUGAUUGUGCACCCCGUGCUGGACGGCGCGGGCGCCGUGGAGGAGGUGCGGAGGUGGCUGCCCAGGCUGCACGCCCUCGUCGUCGGGCCGGGCCUCGGCAGAGACGACCUGCUGCUCAGGAACGUCGGGGGCAUCCUGGAGGCCUCCAAGGCCAGGGACAUCCCUGUGGUCGUGGAUGCGGACGGCCUGUGGCUGGUCGCGCAGCGGCCGGCCCUCGUCCAGGGCUACCAGAAAGCCGUCCUCACGCCCAACCGCAUGGAGUUCAGCAGGCUGUGGGAGGCCGUGAUUGGCGGCCCCGCGGAUGACACCGAUCGCCGUGGGUCUGUCCUGCGGCUCAGCCAGGCCCUGGGAAACGUGACGGUGGUCCAGAAAGGCGAGCAGGACCUGAUCUCCAACGGCCAGCAGGUGCUCGCGUGCGGCCACGCCGGCAGCAGCCGCAGGUGCGGGGGCCAGGGCGACCUCCUGGCGGGCUCCCUGGGCGUCAUGGCGCACUGGGCCCUCCUGGCCGGACCCGAGAAGACGAACGGCUCCAGCCCGCUCCUGGUGGCCGCCUGGGGGGCGUGCACCCUGACGCGGCAGUGCAAUCAGCAGGCCUUCCAGAAGCACGGCCGCUCCACCACCACCACCGACAUGGUCGCCGAGGUGGGGGCCGCCUUCCGCCAGCUCUUCGAGACCUAAGGUCAGGGCGCGUCCGCCACCACGGAUGUCAAGGCCGGACACGGUGACGCCGCUUCUGUCUACACUGACGUACAGCUGGCAGCGUCAGAACUCUCCCCUCGCUCGCCCCGCGUCUCAGCAGCGGCUGGGGGGGGGGGAUCUGGGCGCCACAACUCCCACAGCGCGGCCGUCCAGGGCUCGCUCGGCCAGAGACGCCGUGCACCCGCAUCUGCCUGUCCUCAUGACCACCUGGGCUCCCAGGGAUGUGCUCAGACGUCUGCUUACCCAGGGCCGCCACAGGGCCUCCCUGUGUGACAUGGGGGCACUGGAGGGGGUCUGUUUAGAAUUUGUGGGUGAGAGGGUCACUUGGAACUCUGGAGCCUUCCAGAAGACCAGGAGACCAGGGCGGUAAGGAAUGCAGGACAAAGCCGCCUUGUGACCAGGAGGCCGGGGGUGGGGGGGCUCCUGAUGUGGCCCCGUGUGUGCCGGGGAAGGGGCCGGCCGUGGCCUACUGGAGAGCGAGUUCCUCGCUCGCCCCCUCCCUCGGGGGAGGCGGAGCUGCGGUGGACUUGGCCUGUCACACAGACGGGCUGCCACUUCACAUGUAAUUUAGAAGCUGUUGUCCACGUGGACUGUCUCCCGGAGCUGCCACGGGUUCUCCGCUCUGCGGAGCCCCAGGCGGGCUGGCUCUGGGCACCUGGGACGCAGGUGUACGGCCAGCCUGGCCACCCCGACCCCGCCUCGGCAGCAAGGACGGUGCAGACUGGAGCCCGUGCUCAAGUGCUGGGCUGGGCUGGGUGAGGCUCUCGGUUCCCGUCACCCACACUGCAAAACAUAAACGUGGUUUUUGUUUUUCUCCAGUCGGCCCGGGUUCGCUGUCCCUGAGCUCUUUUGCUCGAGACUAGCCGUCUACCACUUUGAAAAUGAGACUUUAUUUCUGUGAUUUCCUCCUCAAUAUGUUGUUUUGUUUGUUGCCAGU
Messenger RNA from Perognathus longimembris pacificus (Pacific pocket mouse), 2101 nucleotides. It is a transcript of the gene Naxd, whose product is annotated as NAD(P)HX dehydratase. Gene Ontology annotation, biological process: metabolite repair. The transcript is spliced from 10 exons. Gene Ontology annotation, molecular function: ATP-dependent NAD(P)H-hydrate dehydratase activity. Lineage: Eukaryota; Metazoa; Chordata; Mammalia; Rodentia; Heteromyidae. The record is from RefSeq and is a predicted model, not a curated record. Bases 181 to 1143 code for a protein of 320 amino acids.